AUGGCUUCUCAUAUGAGUGAUAGGUUAUUAUGGGUAUGUCUAGGCGUGUCCCUGUUCUUCGCGGUUCGCGGAAUUGCUGCCGACCUCCACCGAGUGAACGAGUUGACUGAAAUCAAAAAUGACGACAAUGAUGACAAGAUAAUUAGUGAGGGGACGGAAGAUGCUCUCAAGCUCGAUACACUAUUGAAGCUCUCCAACAGCACAAGCUAUGAUCUUCGCUCUGCGGCUUUGCGCAUUAUUGCUGAACGAUCCGUGAAAGGAGAUACCCGAGAGCUGCUUCUCAAAGACCUCGCAAGCAGAACCCCCGAGCAGAGAAACAAAGCCCUCGCGGCAAUGUACUUCCUCGUCAACAACCGAGCUCUCUCCCGGACCUCCGUAUGCUCCCGACUAAAAGACCUCCCCACAUACACCGCCUUGGUUGAUUGCCUCGUCAACUUCCUCGACGAGCACGACGAGAAGACUUCUGGAACAGUCUCUCCCAUAUUACCCCAAACACGACCCGUCGGUGAGAAGAAGGCUUUGAGCACUUUGAACAUACUCUUGCAAGAGAAUACCCCCGCUGCGCUAGAAGCUGGCGUCGUAAGCCGGUGGCUCGCCAAAUACCCCUUCCCAUGUGCAACCACGGAGCCCUCUCGACGACAAGAUGUGGUGAUACUCAUGAAAACAUGGUGGUCUGACGACGCAGUAAUGAGCUCUAUAUUUGCUACGCUAUCAUCUCACCCGGACGGCGCCAAACAGCUACGCAAGCACGGGUUGAUGGGAAGCAUGUUGGAAGAGAACGACCAUGAUGAGGUUAGCGAUGAGAAUGAUGAAGACGACGAAGAGAGCGAUGUGUGGAUGGUAGAUGGUGACGACACUGCUGGCUCAAGCCGGGUUCCUGGGCGACGGCCUCAUAACCGCAAUCCAGAGGAACAGGCUUUACGGAGGCGAAGACGAGAGGCCAUGGUACUGAGUGAUGGAAGACGCCCAAUAGGGCAUGACGAUAUCAUACAGCUUCCCAUUGUUGAGUGA
Aspergillus calidoustus is the source of this 1011-nucleotide messenger RNA. NCBI's taxonomy places the organism in Eukaryota, Fungi, Ascomycota, Eurotiomycetes, Eurotiales, Aspergillaceae. The record is from the annotation of a GenBank genome assembly.